Molecule: messenger RNA, 705 nt
Organism: Brassica oleracea var. oleracea
Lineage: Eukaryota; Viridiplantae; Streptophyta; Magnoliopsida; Brassicales; Brassicaceae
Product: WUSCHEL-related homeobox 13-like
Exons: 3
Coding region: 1-705 (234 amino acids)
Molecular function (GO): DNA binding; DNA-binding transcription factor activity
Source: RefSeq, a predicted model, not a curated record
AUGGAGUUGGAUAAUCAGCAGCAACCCAACCCAAUGAAGGUGAUGACCGACGAGCAGCUUGAAACUCUGAGGAAACAGAUUGCUAUCUACGCCACCAUUUGUGAACGUCUCGUUGAGAUGCACAAAACCCUCACUUCUCAACAAGAUCUUGCAGCAGGGAGAAUGGUAAGUCUAUAUGCAGACCCAAGUAUUGGUCACAAGAUGACAGCUAGGCAGAGGUGGACUCCGACGCCACUGCAGCUUCAGAUUCUGGAGCGUUUAUUCGAUCAAGACACAGGAACACCGAGCAAGCAAAAGAUCAAAGACCUAACCGAAGAGCUUAGCCAACACGGUCAGAUUGCUGAACAAAACAUCUGCAAUUGGUUCCAGAACCGGCGUGCUCGUUCCAAGAGGAAGCAGCAUUGUGGUGUUGGUUCUUCUAACAACAAAAAUGGUGAGGGUGAGGUAGAGACUGAAACUGAGACAAUGAAUGAGAAGAGAAAGAGACCAGAGAGUCUUUUUGUUGUUCUUCCUGAUGGAAAUAACAACAAUGUCAUUGGGACAACAACUACCACUAGUCCUACGCCUGAAGAUCUUUGCUUCCAGAGCCCUAAGAUGAGCUUAGAUCUUCACUUGCUAGGAGUCCAAUCAAACCCAAGGGAUGAGCAUCUUGUUGAAAGCUACAACCUUUAUGAUCAUGUUGAAGAUUAUGACAUGUCAGGCUGA